Talaromyces stipitatus ATCC 10500 is the source of this 2153-nucleotide messenger RNA. Its product is annotated as efflux pump antibiotic resistance protein, putative. The record is from RefSeq and is a predicted model, not a curated record. Gene Ontology annotation, biological process: transmembrane transport. Gene Ontology annotation, molecular function: transmembrane transporter activity. The transcript is spliced from 2 exons. Bases 96 to 1802 code for a protein of 568 amino acids. NCBI's taxonomy places the organism in Eukaryota, Fungi, Ascomycota, Eurotiomycetes, Eurotiales, Trichocomaceae.
UUUGCAGGAUAGAAACAACGUAUUAUAGUAUUUCAGCUUUCUUAAUCGGCACUCGCCGCUCAUAUUACUUCCUCAAAGCGUCAAUUAUAGCAACAAUGUCUCCACUAGUCCGAGGCACAACGGAUGAUAUACAGCAAAUUGAGCCUCAGGGCAUUGUUUGUGACGAAUCUCUCGAGAAAGGCAAACAGGGUUUGCAUACGAAUGUGGUGGCCGGCAAUUCUGAGCCAACACCAGCAGAGAAAACCGGAAAGAAGCCCUCGUUCUAUUUGGCCCUUACCUCAUUGAUGCUGGUUAUUCUGAUUGUAUCACUGGAUGCAACUGCUCUGUCAGUCGCAAUUCCUAUCAUUACUAGCGACCUGAAUGGCACGUCGCUAACCGCAUUCUGGGCCAGCAUCUCCUUCAUGCUUGCCGUGGUUAUCGUGCAGCCCAUCUAUACCAGUGUCUCGGACGUCCUUGGUCGCAAUAUAGCUUUAUAUACUGGCUUCAUUCUCUUCACUAUCGGCUCAACCAUCUUUGCUGUCUCCCAUUCCAUGCCAAUCCUCAUUUUCGGGCGUGUGAUACAAGGUCUUGGAGGUGGCGGACUAGACGUGCUUAAUGAAAUCAUCAUUGCGGACAUCACAACCUUGAAAGAGCGUCCACUUUAUCUUGGUCUCAUGUCUGUGCCCAUGGCUGUUGGAAGUGCUAUAGGUCCUAUCCUUGGUGCUGUCUUCAGCGAGUAUGUUACGUGGCGCUGGAUCGGAUGGAUCAACCUGCCAAUAAUCGGGAUAUCAGCACCACUUGCAGUCUUUUUCCUGCAUCUCAAACCCAUUGAGAAGUCCAUUAUGUCGCGUCUGGAAAGUCUGGACUGGAUUGGAUUGGUGCUGUUUGCCAUUGGAAUCACAAUUUUCGCACUUCCUCUCAGUUGGGGUGGUGCAAUGUAUCCAUGGUCAUCAUGGAGAACAAUCGUGCCUCUGGUUAUUGGGAUUGCCAUUCUUGCUGUUUUUGUCACCUACGAAGCUCGACCAACUCAGCCCGUCUUUCCAUAUCGCAUUUUCCGCUCUCACACCGCCCAGGUUACCUUGAUUGGAAGUUUCAUACACGGAAUGGUCUUGUACACUAUGUUGUUUUAUAUGCCUCUAUACUUUGAAUCUGUCUUUCUGGCAGCACCACUCCAAUCGGCCGUUUCGAUGCUACCACUUCUGAUUACGGUGACAGCAUUCAGUGGCCUAGCUGCUUGGGUCGUUGAGUAUGUGCGUCACUACCGAUGGGAAAUUUGGUUGGGCUGGUUGAUGCUUACUGUUGGGACUGGUCUCCUUGCUAUAUGGAAUGCUCAAUCAUCUUUAGCACUCAAAGCCAGUUUCCAAGCUAUUGCUGGAAUUGGAAUUGGUGCUCUUUUCACCGUGCUUCCUAUCCCUAUGCAAGCCAGUGCACCAACGACAGAAGAUCAGGGGCUUGCAGUCGGACUCUUGGUAUCAUUUCGCUUAUUCGGUGCACUUGUUGGGCUUGCCAUAGGGUCAACCGCAUUUAGUAGCACUUUUGGCCAGGGUAUUGCCAGCCUUGGUUUUAGUUUGCCGGAGACCAUGGCAGUUCUCAACAACCCUAGUGAGGCCAUAGGUUUUAUACCUUCUUUGAGACAUAUGCACGAUCUUUCCACAGAGGAGCUUUAUGCAGUUCGGAAUGUCUACAGAGAUUCUAUGCAAAUUAUAUGGUAUAUUUUAACCGGAUUCGGUGGCCUUGGCUUCUUGACGUCGCUCUUGACGGCGAGUCUGACAUUAGAGACAGAGGAGCUAGGCAGGCAGUACUUCGACGUGGACAUAGCUUGAGACCAUCAAAAAUAACUCAAAAUUAUACCACGGAAUUUCUCUUCAGCCAUCACAUACGGCCAUUUGGUUGGAGAACAGGACACAUCUUCCGCUGAGCCUUACUCAACCCGAUAUAUUAACGUAGCUCGAAAUGACUUAGCCGGUGAGCAUGUUUCUGCUAUACUACCAAUGAAAUGAGAAAACGCUAGACUGAGUUGAAGGCUUUCUAUCUCUAUCCAAAACUUUCUAGGUGCAUCUCAAAUACUUUGUGUACCUUCUGGUUUCAUAUUCCCAUUAUCUCUGUUAAACUUUAGACCAUGUGAUUCAGUUAUCAAAAAGCGUACAGGCAAAUAUCGGAAGUUGAAGAGACCA